Messenger RNA from Carassius carassius (crucian carp), 1922 nucleotides. RefSeq lists its product as uncharacterized. The coding region runs from base 156 to 1922 and encodes 588 amino acids. Lineage: Eukaryota; Metazoa; Chordata; Actinopteri; Cypriniformes; Cyprinidae. The record is from RefSeq and is a predicted model, not a curated record. The transcript is spliced from 3 exons.
AAUUAUGUUUUUAUUACUUAUGCUCCUACAAAAAGGCCAACAAAAAGAAAAACUAAAUCUCCCAUGAUGCCGUGCGUUUCCUCCGCUAUCUCGCGCCUUUCCAUCUUGUUCCUCCCGAGAGCUCAGCGCCGUAGUUGUUGUUGUGGCAUGUAAUAAUGGCGGCAGCAGGAGGCGGAUUACUAGCCUCGGCUGCUGUAGCGACCAUAAACACCUCCGCCACAGUUCGCUGCCGUUUCCCAGGUCGGCCAUGGACGUCUCGGAGCCUGCUGAAGACGGAGAAACGCUCUCAUGUCGUUCGGGUGAGGACUGAGGAUGAAAAAGGGCCAAGGCCCGUCGACGUUAGAGCUACGCUGAGAGAGGAUCCGUCACUGUCGCGCCUGCUCGGGCUGGCGGAGAAACACAGGCGCCAGCGCGAGGCGGGAUUCUGCACGAGCGGGAGCGAUGAGGAGGGAGACUUCACAGGCUUUAAAGUGGAUGGUCAAUGUUCCUUGCAUUCUGGACAAAGCUUAUCAAGCAGUCUCCUUAAACUGGCAUCCUCACAGGUGAAGCUGGUGAACCUGGUGAAAGGCAAAAGAUUUUCCAGAACUGACCAAAAAUCUGCAAUGCCCAAAAUGGUUGUUAAAAUGGCAGCCAAAAAAGUGACCAAAAAAGUAACUGAACGGGUACAAAAGCCAUCUGUGGAUAAAGGUGCACAAUUGAAACAGGGCAGCUCAAGUAAGAGAAAUUGCAGAGUACUCAGGAACCAGAGAGAGGGAACAUGUGUCUCCUCAAAGACAGGAAAUUAUGUAAAUAUGGAAGGGGCUUUUGGAGAGGCGGAGAUCACUAGAAAGACAAAGAAGUGCAGUUCCAGUGCAGUAGACAGACGGACAAGGCAGGGAAAAUUAGUGUGGACUUUAACACUGGUUAAAGGUAAAGAGCGAGCCUCCAGAGUUAAAGACCAAAGAGCUUCAACAGAAUAUGCUAAGACCCACAGGAACAAGACCAAGGGAAUGACUGGUAGUGAUCAGGCAGGUGCUGUAUCUUCAAAACCAAUGGCCAAACAGAGAAGGGGCAGAAAGUCAGACACAAAUGAGGAGCCUCUUAGUUCUCUUGGUGGAGAUGCAGGAGUGUCUUUUAGCGACAGUUCUUCCCAAAAGAAGCCUUUUGUAAGGCAACAAAGGUUACUGCAACAGGACAGUCAAGGACAGACCCCUAGCAUGCAAAGAAAGAGACAGCAGCUUGCUCUACAGACAGACUCUACACAUGCGCUCCAACCGAUGGAAGGACAGGAACAGACACUUGGAGAGAUUGAGCGAUCCAGCUCUGGAGGCCAAGCUAAACAGCCUAAACACUCAACCAGACCAAUUGUUAGUGCUCGAUCUUCUCGGGUCAUCAAGGUCCCUAAGAGGUUCAUGGAUGAUGAGCGCAUGUCUGCGCUCCCAGAAAGAGGGUCCCCGAAGAAACCAGCUCUUAAUGAGAUCCCAAUGGUUCUCGGUAAACCGAGUGUUGAGCUGCAAAGACUUGAUUCUGGAAGCAAGCUGAAGACCGCACAGGAAUCGCCGAUCCUAAACAAUGAGGAAAAAUGUGUUUCCGAAAAGGUGCAAUCUCAGGGCGUCAAACCCAUUUUGAGUUCCUCUAGGCUCUCUGGUGGUCCUCGUGGGAGGGGUGGGAGACUCGGUCAAUCCAUGGACCGCUGUAAGGUAUACUGGAAGUUGAAGAAGCUCACAGCAUGCCUGGCAAAACGAAGGAUGCAGCGAAUUGCUAGUGCAAGCUCCAUGCUAACAGAGGUCUGUGCUGAGGGAGAGACCCAUGAUGAGGAAAGAAGAAAGUCUGAUCUCAAAUUGCAGGACAUGUGUUCUCCAGGGGUGGUACCAAAAGUAGCCAUUCAUGUUGGGGAACUUUCAGGUCAGACGCCACUUUCAUCUUUGGCAAAAUGCUCAUAA